AUGGCUCCACCACAGAGACGCGAGCGGAUUGUGCCCUGCGUGAAAUGCAGAGUCCAGGCUCGACCUCUCGCUAUUGUCGAUGAAUCCAGAAAGCCAUCAGAAGAUACACCCUCGAAACUAAAGCAUGCAUCAACAGCACCGAUUUCCGAUACCAUUCCUCAAAAUGGAGAAGCAAACAACCAACACGAUGACCAGAUUCACGACCAAAUAACCGUUGCGGCAGAACUGCUGCAGUCCAUCUCACAAAGAGAACACAGUAAUCCAUCCGAGUCCAUCGGCACGUCGAGAGUCCCUACCCAUCAAUCUCGACUCCGAACGAAUCAGUCGCCCCCAAGAGGAGAAACAACCCCUGAAGAUGUUCCUCAAAUAGCGCUUGAAGAUGCCAUUGAUCCCAAUCUCGCUGCUACUCCAGCAGCCUCUUCCACAAUAGAAACCCCAUACUCUGGAUUUUCAGCUCCCAGCCCGUCGGUCCCACGGUCGAUACCAGAUGGAUGGGAUCGAAGGACUCCUGACAUUGGAGGCAGCAGAUUGAGCGUACUCUCUCAGCAAUGGCAACUACCUCUGGGAGAUAACCGCGGACGAUCAUCUUCGGUAUCGAGAAGCCUGGGUGGAGAGCUGCACCUUGGUCUUCAAGAAGGUUGUCUUAUUCGUUGCUUCAUAGAACAUCUGGCUGCAGCUUUUGACACGACUGAUAGGGACCGACAUUACGUUACUGUAGUUCCGCAACGAGCUAUGCAUAAUCCACUGCUGAUGAACGCAAUCUGUACUGCAUCGGCCAGGUUUCUCACACAGAUCUGGUCAAAGAAGCCGCCAAAUCAGGUUAUAGACUUUAAUGGGAUUCCUCUCCCGAAUUUAGACAAAGAGUCGGCGAUACACUAUCACAGCAAGUCCAUCUCCUAUCUGAUGGAUACUUCGACUGAUCCUGCAAACCCGUGUACGGACGAUGCAUUGACUGCGAUUACGAUUCUACGAUAUCAUGAACAAGUAGACACGCACCUUACCGGAACCGAUCACGAAACCUACAUCAAUGCUGUCCAAGCUGUCUUCCAUGCUCAACAGGAGGAGACAAUUGGACUCUUUAGCAUCGUGUAUCACCCUCCCCGCGGUCUCGACAUAUAUGCACCGACUAUGCCCUCUUUACGACAUUCUGCAACUCUAAUUGCCCUCCGCCAAGAAAUAUGGUCUGUUCUUCUCUAUCGAAGACCAUUUCGAUUACCCCUCUACGGAACCGAAGACUGCUCCUUGUUCGAACCUGAUUCCGUUGCCGACGACUUUGACUGGGCGAAUCGUAUUCUGGUCUGGUGCGCAUACGUCGUCAAGUUCUGCUUCGGUGCGAAUUCCGAGGGCACUGUUGAAACUGAAGAUCCGAAAAUAAGAGCCGAUCAAUGGAAAGCCAUCGAGGCCUUUCAGCAUAAUUGGGACACGCACCAGCCACCUCACUUCAAGCCCCUUGCCUACCAAGAGCGAAACCCGGAAAUGGGGGAGUACUUUCCCACAGUAUGGCAUGCCAAUGAUUGUCAGGUGCUGGCCCUCCAGCACAUUGAACUCAUGCGAAUCGUCUUGGCUGUGCACGGGGCCAAGAACAAACGGCUGGGCAUCGGCGCGCAAGCUGCAAACCAGGUGCUGGAGGAGACCCUGAGGGAGUCGACCAGGAAGAUUUGCGGUUUAGCUAUCUCGAAUCGGAAGGAUCAACCAUCAAUGGUCACAGCUGGAGUCGGUGUGUCGUUGUGUGGGGAGUACUUCCGUGACGAAGGGGAACAGAAAGCUGUAGUUAGCUUCAUGGAUAUGCUUGAGACGAUGCAUGCCUGGCCUACGAGCUCAGUGGUAGAUGCUUUGAGGACGGCCUGGAGUACGCACACCAAGGUGUGA
This is a messenger RNA of Colletotrichum abscissum, 1869 nucleotides long. RefSeq lists its product as uncharacterized. Gene Ontology annotation, cellular component: nucleus. Gene Ontology annotation, biological process: positive regulation of transcription by RNA polymerase II. Gene Ontology annotation, molecular function: transcription cis-regulatory region binding; DNA-binding transcription factor activity. The transcript is spliced from 4 exons. The record is from RefSeq and is a predicted model, not a curated record. The coding region runs from base 1 to 1869 and encodes 622 amino acids. Lineage: Eukaryota; Fungi; Ascomycota; Sordariomycetes; Glomerellales; Glomerellaceae.